AUGCUGUGGACGCGGGCCGCCCGCCUGCCGCCCACCAAUUUCUGGCUGCCGCUCAGCUGCCUCUGCCCUCGGCUCUUCCCGGCUGCGCUUGGCUUCGGGCCGGAAGAGCAGGGGCGGCCCUUGGGCCGACCUAUGUCGGCGGGACGCGAAGGAGGUUGGCUGCAACCUACGGGCCAUGACACGGGCGUCAAGGUCUACAAUAGUCUCACCAGAAGGAAAGACCCUUUAAUCUUGGCCAACGCGGAAGCUGCAUCCUGGUAUAGCUGUGGACCUACUGUAUAUGACCAUGCACACCUUGGCCAUGCUUGCUCAUAUGUUAGAUUUGAUAUAAUUCGAAGGAUCCUAACCAAGGUUUUUGGAUGCAACAUAGUCAUGGUGAUGGGAAUCACAGAUGUGGAUGAUAAAAUAAUCAAAAGAGCCAAUGAGAUGAAUAUAUCACCCACUUCUCUUGCUAAUUUUUAUGAGGAAGAUUUUAAACAAGAUAUGGCAUCCUUGAAGGUUCUCCCACCCACAGUGUACUUGAGGGUAACUGAAAAUAUUCCUCAGAUAAUUUCUUUCAUUGAAGGAAUAAUUGCUAAUGGGCAUGCUUAUUCAACGCUGAAAGGCAAUGUCUACUUCGAUCUGAAGUCUAGAGGAGGCAAGUAUGGUAAAUUAGUCGGUACAGCCCCGGAUCCAGUUGGAGAGCCAGUUGAUUCUGACAAGCGACAUGCAAGUGAUUUUGCCCUAUGGAAGGCAGCUAAACCUCAGGAGAUUUUUUGGACAUCACCUUGGGGAAAUGGAAGACCUGGCUGGCACAUUGAAUGUUCUACCAUAUCAAGUUUGAUAUUUGGAAGUCAAUUGGAUAUCCAUUCAGGUGGGAUAGAUUUAGCUUUUCCGCAUCAUGAAAAUGAAAUCGCACAGUGUGAAGUCUUUCAUCAGUGCAAGCAAUGGGGAAAUUAUUUCUUUCAUUCUGGGCAUUUGCACAUUAAAGGCAAAGAAGAAAAAAUGUCCAAAUCACUAAAAAACUACAUUACUAUUAAGGAAUUUCUGAAGAAGUUUUCACCUGAUGUCUUCCGGCUUUUCUGUAUGCGGAGCAAUUACAGGUCAGCAAUAGACUAUAGUGAUAGCACCAUGCAGGAAACUCAGCAUCUCCUCCUUGGGAUAGCCUCCUUCAUUGAGGAUGCACAAGCCUAUAUGAAAGGACAGCUGACGUGUGCCUCAGUCAGGGAAGACCAGUUGUGGGAAAGACUAACCAACACAGAAAUGACUGUGAAGGCUGCUUUUGCAGAUGACUUUGAUACACCCAGAGCUUUUGAUGCUGUUAUGGACCUCAUUCACCAUGGGAACAGACAGCUUAAGGCAGUUACUAAGGAAACCGCUGGUCCUAGAAGUCCUGCUGUGUUUGGCGCCAUGGUCUCCUACAUUGAGCAGUUUUUAGAGACUGUUGGAAUUUCUCUGGCAACUCAACAGUUUAUUUCAGGAGACAGCAGCCCAGGCACUUUGCACAGUGUGGUAGAAGAGCUGGUCCGGUUCCGUCAGAAGGUGCGUCAGUAUGCCCUGGCCACACAGACGGCCUCCCGGGAGGCCCGGCAGCAGCAGCUCUUGGAGAGACAGCCCCUGCUUCAGGCAUGCGACUCCCUGCGCAAGGACCUCGCCAUCCACGGCAUCAACAUUAAGGACAGAAGCAAUACAACAUCUACAUGGGAACUGCUGGAUCAAAGAAUGAAAGACCAAAAACCAGAGAAUUGA
Molecule: messenger RNA, 1728 nt
Organism: Orycteropus afer afer
Lineage: Eukaryota; Metazoa; Chordata; Mammalia; Tubulidentata; Orycteropodidae
Gene: CARS2
Product: cysteinyl-tRNA synthetase 2, mitochondrial
Exons: 15
Coding region: 1-1728 (575 amino acids)
Biological process (GO): cysteinyl-tRNA aminoacylation
Cellular component (GO): cytoplasm
Molecular function (GO): ATP binding; cysteine-tRNA ligase activity
Source: RefSeq, a predicted model, not a curated record